AUGGUUGGUGACCCCUUUGUGUCGGUCCGCCUCGUCUUUGAGUUGAACCCCGAGGCUUCUCUGAAAAAAACGACGACCAAUUUCACUGCGCUAUGUACGGGGGAGAAAGGAAAGUGUAAAAAUGCACGUAACAAAGAGCUAUAUUACUUGGGAUGCCCGAUACAUCGCAUCGUGAGAGAUUUUGUGGCACAGGGGGGCGAUGUUACAAGGGGGGAUGGCAGUGGCGGCGAGUCGAUAUAUGGAGGCAAAUUCAACGAUGAAAGGGAUGGCUUGAAGAUCAAGAUGAGAAGAGGAACCCUGGCGAUGGCCAACUCCGGCAAAAAUACGAAUUCUUCCCAGUUCUUCGUUGUGCUCACGGAUGACGAGACGCAGCUCGCAAAAUUGAACGGCAAAUAUGUGGCAUUUGGGGAAUUGAAAGCGGGAAUUGAGGUACUGGACAAGCUGGAUAAAGUUGCUGGAGACGUCGAUGGGAAACCCAAUGUACCGGUGUGGAUUGGUGGAUGCGGGAAGGGGACUGCGUAAAAUGACACGUAACAAGGGGUGUAGUGUUCACCUAAAUUCAGACAUUGGGGUGCGAUGAUAAUCGGCAUACUCGUCCGAGACUUAUGGCACUUCUCCCGCGAGUGGAGAUCACAUAAGGAGGCGAGGUCGCUUACAAAAACAUGAGUUGUGUUGCUAUGCUAUGCGGGGAAAACAUACAUUCGGUGUCACGUUGUCCCUCUACUUGUGUUUCUCUUCGCUUGAGCGGUUGAGAGUCGAUGCUAGCUGUUGUGAGACAAUUCGUCCACCAGGGCCCUUGGAGCGAAAACAUUCGUCAUCAAGAUCCGCCAAUACAACGUUAUUAUGGAUGUAUCUGUAGGGCAGGCA
Messenger RNA from Suillus subaureus, 867 nucleotides. RefSeq names its product cyclophilin-like domain-containing protein. NCBI's taxonomy places the organism in Eukaryota, Fungi, Basidiomycota, Agaricomycetes, Boletales, Suillaceae. The transcript has 4 exons. Bases 1 to 522 code for a protein of 173 amino acids. Gene Ontology annotation, molecular function: peptidyl-prolyl cis-trans isomerase activity. Gene Ontology annotation, biological process: protein peptidyl-prolyl isomerization. The record is from RefSeq and is a predicted model, not a curated record.